Messenger RNA from Aphanomyces astaci, 828 nucleotides. RefSeq lists its product as hypothetical. The record is from RefSeq and is a predicted model, not a curated record. The coding region runs from base 57 to 758 and encodes 233 amino acids. Lineage: Eukaryota; Oomycota; Saprolegniomycetes; Saprolegniales; Verrucalvaceae. The transcript has 2 exons.
AUUUUGGUCGCGCUAUUUUAGGACAUUGGUAUAACGCAGUGGGAUGAACUAAGGCGAUGUCGUCUGAAGCCACGCCACUAACACGCGCCUCCGUCCGACGAAGUUCGUCCGUGUCACCAGCCAAAGGAAAGCAAUCUCUGCUUCGAACAGGGUCCAUUAACUUUGGGGCAGCGUCUGCGUUCUCAUCCGUGUCAUCCAUUACGCAGACCUCCUCCUCCCCCUCGUCGGCCCAUUCGACCCCUCCAGACUCGCCCGUCAACAAACCGCGGUACAUGUGGGAAACAGCCACAUCGUCUUUUCGAACGGUGGUCAAGCAAGCAGAGCUCGCCAAGGAGAAACCCCCCAUGUACUUUACGGACAUCCACACCAUGGCGAAAAAGGAGGACAGCCACGUGAUCGCAGGACUCUUGGCGCAGCUGGCCGAGAAAGAAGCUGUGAUUAUGGAGCAAGCCGCCGCCAUCGACAGCAAGGACGUCCUCAUCCAGAAAUUCACAGCCACAUGUGAUCGCUUAAAACACGACUGUGAAGCCCUGGCCGACAAGGCGUUCGAGUGGAAACUGCAGUACGUGGCCCUUGCCGCAGCCAAUGCUGCCGCACCGACAGAAACGUCCGCCGCCCAUGCGUUGACUGGCCAAGCUGUGGACGACAUCGACGUCACGCGUGCAUCUCCCGCACCAGUUGACGGAGGAGGUGAAUGGCGCCCGGCGCUCUCCCGACGUGCUAGCCGGAACAGAUCUCGUCACUUAGGUAGUCUAUAGCCAACUGGCCUUGAUAAACCGUAACCAUCCGCUACCACACACUGCAUGGUCACUUGGUCACCAGUCAGCG